Molecule: messenger RNA, 3161 nt
Organism: Conger conger (European conger)
Lineage: Eukaryota; Metazoa; Chordata; Actinopteri; Anguilliformes; Congridae
Gene: slc25a47b
Product: solute carrier family 25 member 47b
Exons: 6
Coding region: 787-1698 (303 amino acids)
Biological process (GO): transmembrane transport
Cellular component (GO): mitochondrion
Molecular function (GO): transmembrane transporter activity
Source: RefSeq, a predicted model, not a curated record
GUUUGAAAAGGUGUGUUUUGAGUCUGCGUCGAAAUAGAGGGAGGGAUUCUGCUGUCCUGACAGUGGUAGGCAAGUCAUUCCACCACUGAGGAACCAGAACGGAAAACAGGCGUGAACGUGCAGCUCGACCGCCAGGUGCACGUAGAGAGGGAACCAUAAGGCGACCAGAGCUGGCAGACCAGAGUGGUCUAGCUGGGGAGUAGGGAGUGAUCAAGGAUUGUAUGUAAGGUGGGGCAGUCCACUUAGCAGCCUGAAAUGCCAACACUAGGGCCUUGAAUCGGAUGUGUGCGGCAAUAGGAAGCCAGUGGAGGCCAAUGAGAAGCGGGGUGACGAGCCAAUCUGGGCUGACUGGUGAUCAGGCGGGCUGCAGCAUUCUGGACCAGCUCAUAUUGCACAGCCCUAGUAGCCUAGUGGCUAAGGUGCAUGACUGGGGCCCAGAAGGUGGGGAUUGUCCCCUGCUUAGUCUAAUUGAAACUGUAAGUCGCUUUGAAUAAAAAAACAUCAGCUGAAUAACAAAUGAUUAUUAUUUGUAAUGUAACUCAUUCCUGGGCCAAGGCUGUCAAAAUGAUGUACACUUGAGCGUUGUACAGUUCUCAAUUACCUUGUGUCUCCUUAACUAUGGUAUAUGAAGUUAUGAUGCUAUAAAUUUAUUGUCUUAUUAUUGUGAGUUGGCAUAUUGGAAAAAUAUAAUUUCUAUUAGUGUGCAGUUAUUAGUAUAAAAUAGAUUUUUGCAUUCCAAAGAAGCUGCAUUCCAUGGGCUAGUGCGACCACUAUGGCUGUGGCUAUAUGCUGCUCUCUGGGACAACCUGCACUACAGUCAGCAAUCCAGACCUAAGGCCAACACCUAAGAGCAACAUCUUAAAAGGGGCUUUGGGAGUGGCCGUGGGGUACCCCUUGGACACAGUUAAGGUGAGAAUACAGACCCAAAGGAAAUACACAAGUGUUUGGCAGUGUAUUCGCAGCACCUGUAAAACGGAAGGGGUGAAUGGCUUCUACAAAGGCAUGUCCAUGCCGGUCUCCACUGUCUCCAUCAGCUCCUCUGUGGUGUUCGGGACCUACAGGAACUGCCUGCAGUGCCUGCGUCAGUUGCGUGGCGGAAGUUUGGAUUGCCCAUCCUCUAAGCUGGAUAUCUUCCUCUCCGGAUUAGCAGGAGGGGUUGCGCAGGUAUCAGUGAUGGCCCCGGCUGACAUUGUGAAAGUACGCCUUCAGUGCCAGACGGAGCCUUAUCAAGGCUCAGCCUCACACUCCAAACCCAAAUACCGCGGGCCCGUGCACUGCCUGCUGUCUAUUGCCCGAGAGGAGGGUGUCCUGGGCCUGUACAAGGGUGCGAAUGCUCUAGCGCUCCGGGACGGCCCCUCCUUCGCCACCUACUUCCUCACUUACAACAUCAUCUGUGAGUGGCUGACACCGGCUGGACAGAAGCCAGGGUGGACGGUAGUUCUGCUGGCCGGAGGGUUGUCAGGGAUGUGUGGCUGGACCUUUGGGACGCCGAUGGACGUGAUCAAGUCUCGCCUGCAGGUGGACGGGAUGGGGAAGCGGAGGUACAGAGGCUUUGUACAUUGCAUCACCGAGAGCUUGCGCAAAGAGGGCCCCGGAGUCUUCUUCAAGGGCCUGGGGCUCAAUUACCUGCGUGCCUUCCCAGUCAACAUGUCCGUGUUCGGUGCAUACGAGCUGGUGGUGUACAUCCUCAGGAUGUGACCCUAGACAGCUGUGGCCCUGCCUGAUGGCUGGUCUCUCCAGGAGUGCUUGUAGGUCUGGAGGAAGUGGUCAUAGGAGAUCAUGGAAAUUAACCUAACGACAGUAGCUACAGAUGCUGUUUCUGACGAUUUUGGGGUAGUCAUGAAUUAAAUAAUUUAUUAUUUGAGUGUGGGAAUAUACUGUGGGAAUAUAUAAGGGCCGGAUUUACGUACAUGAAGCUCGCAGCAGUAAAUCUGGCCCCAUGGGUUUUAUUUCCAAUACUUCUUAAGACAUUUUAAAAGAUAAUGCAUCAAAUUCAGUAUCAAAUUUUAAGGUGAGUGCAACAACAGUGUUGUUUUCGUAAAUGUCCAUUGAUUGUUGUUGAAAUCAUUCCAGCCAUUUGUAUUAUGGUAUAUUGUAUUUUUCACUGAGCUAGCUACCUCACCAGAUUGGUCAAAGUCAAUACUGAUAGUGAUGCCUUUGUUACAAUACAUGAGCUUGUACCUACUUUAUUUUGAGGUGCCUCCAUAUUAACACUUUUAAACAAACCGGUAUAGUGAUAGAGUCUACAAGUAUGCUUGAACAUAGCUCUAAAAAUGGUUAUAUUUGCUAUCAAUUUCUCUGGUAUGCUAUACCUGAGGAGACCUGUUUCAGGAAUGUACUGGGAGGCCUCAAGGCAGUCUUUGCAAACGAGACUGAACACCUCAUUGCUUUCUAAGAAGGGAAAUGUAGGAGACCGAACCUGUAUUUAUUGCUGGUAUGAAAAUUGAUUAAACUGGAGAAAAACGUGAGGGUCAUGCAUUGUCUUCCGAGGCUAAUGGUCAGUCGGCUCUGGGUCCUAUAGUCAAUAAACAUGUAGCUAUUGGAGAAAAAUUGAAUUAGGCAUGUACAGCCUCAAGUAAAUGAUCAGAGCUUAUACUAGAAUGCAAAGUCAUAGCUAGACAUAUAGGUACAGUAGCACAGUGUAGUUUAUAUAUCAAUAGUCAAAUCGGCACCUUCAGCUGUCUGCAGGCGAGUGGAAGUGUGGCUUCUCUCUGCUGCUCACAAGACUCCGUUGCAGUAGUAGAUUCCUACAGAACAGGCCUGUACUUGUCAUAUGAAAUGUGGGAAAUGGCUAGACAUUGACGAGUACCAUUUUAAGGCCCGUCAGAAUUAAAAUGAUAUAUUUGUGAAUAAUUUUGCAUACUGCACAUACUUCACAUUCAGAUGACCAAGUUAACCAUUUUAUAAGCAAAGAUUUUAUAUUAUAUGACACAUGAAGGAAUACUCUGAUUUAGAACUGACGGAAAUGGUUGAGAAAUGUGACUGCCAGAAAAAAAACACUGAUUAGUGUGGUGAUUUAUUUUUUUAUGUUUAAUUUUUUAUUUAAUUGGGUUAGUUUAUUUUUAAUUGUGUUAAUUUAACUGUCAAAUAUUAAAUAAGGUUUUUAUUGCGUGAUUUGAAAAAUGUGUGAAUAAGAAAUGUGUGAAGAUAAAAGCAUUAUG